UUGGAUUUAUCAAUUUCUUUAAAAUUACUAAUCCUCAAGCAGAGCCAUGUAAUUUCCAGAUAUCAAUGUUCAAUCAAGAAUCAGCCAUUUGGAUAAACCUAUAAAUUCCCACCACCACAAAAAAUCUCAAGAUUUCUCUUCCCACAAAAACCCCAUCAAAAGAAAAAAGCAAAAAAGAGAAGAUCUUCCCAGAAAUCUUGUAUUACCAGAAUCACCAUGACUGCUUCUACUUCAGCUUUCUUCUCAUCAUCAGUUCUCAACAUACCCAAUUCCAAGAACCAAUCCCUCAUCAUCCCAUCUCACAAGAACAUCUUAAACCCUAACCCUUUUACCCAAAUCAAGAUUCAUAAAUCAAGAAACCCACAAAAGCCAAAUGGGUAUUUCAUUUCUAAGUCUGUUACUGUCGAUAACCCCUCCACUGUUUCUUCUACAUCUUCGUUGAGUGUAGAUGAGGGAGUUGAUGAAAAAGAUGCUGCGGCAAUGGGGAAAGUUGGGUCUAAGGUUAGGGUUACGGUUCCGUUGAAAGUGUAUCAUGUUCCGAAGGUUCCGGAGUUGGAUUUGGAUGGGAGAAUUGGGACGGUGAAACAGUAUGUGGCUGUUCAUAAAGGGAAACAAAUAUCAGCUAAUUUGCCUUACAAGGUGGAGUUCGUGGUAGACGAUUUGGAAGGACGAAGUACUCCGGUUAAGUUCUCUGCCCACCUUAAGGAAGAUGAGUUUGAGUUUCUUGAUUGAUCCAUUUCAGUUUUGAUCACAAUUUAAUUGCUUUUUAAUGAACUCUGUGUACUUCUGAAUAUAUGAAAAUAAUCAUGUGUACAAGUAUUGUUUUGUGUA
Molecule: messenger RNA, 831 nt
Organism: Solanum stenotomum
Lineage: Eukaryota; Viridiplantae; Streptophyta; Magnoliopsida; Solanales; Solanaceae
Product: ferredoxin-thioredoxin reductase, variable chain-like
Exons: 1
Coding region: 217-732 (171 amino acids)
Biological process (GO): photosynthesis
Source: RefSeq, a predicted model, not a curated record